Molecule: messenger RNA, 1418 nt
Organism: Exophiala mesophila
Lineage: Eukaryota; Fungi; Ascomycota; Eurotiomycetes; Chaetothyriales; Herpotrichiellaceae
Product: chlorophyll synthesis pathway protein BchC
Exons: 5
Coding region: 176-1222 (348 amino acids)
Molecular function (GO): oxidoreductase activity; zinc ion binding
Source: RefSeq, a predicted model, not a curated record
CAUAUUUCUCCCGCGUUUGGAGGAACAUCUUCUGCCACCGUAAUUGUUUUGAACCACACCACCUACCAUCAAUCGUGCUCUUACAAGACCUCAACAAGGCCUCGUUCAGUUGUAAAAUACUUCUCUUUCCAUCAAUCAAAUCUUAUUCCACUCUUCUCCAACUCAUACCGUCAACAUGGGUUCCGAACUCCCCACCAAGAUGAAGGCGUUGCAAUACUCCAAGCCAGAGGAGUUCAGCGUCGUCGAAGUGCCUCUUCCCAAGCUCCGUGAGAAUGACGUCCUGCUCAAGGUCAAGGCCUGCGGUGUCUGCGGCACUGAUUUGCACAUCCACGAAGGUGAAUUCCUGGCCAAGUUCCCUCUCAUCCCAGGCCACGAGACCGUGGGUGUUGUUGCAGCAAUUGGCCCCAAGGUCAAGGGUUUCACCAUCGGCCAACGUGUCGUUGCUGACAACUCUGAGCUCUGCGGUGAAUGCUUCUACUGCCGUCGAGGUGAGGAGCUUCUCUGCGAGGACUUCAACGCCCAUGGUGUGACCAUGGACGGUGGCUUUGCCGAGUACUGUGCGUACCCAGCAAAGAGAGUUUUCCCAAUCGAGAACCUCUCAGACGUCGAUGCCACCCUCUUGGAGCCCGCUUCCUGCGCUGCUCAUGGUCUGGACAAGAUCGCUCCCAAGAUGGGUUCCAGCGUUCUCAUGUUCGGAGCGGGUCCCACUGGCCUGGUCCUGACACAAAUGCUUCGGCAAAACGGCGGGUGCCACGUUGUCGUUGCUGCUCCCGAGGGCUUGAAGAUGGAUCUUGCCAAGUCUCUCGAUGCUGCUGACGAGUACGUUGCCCUGUCUCGAAACGAUCCUUCCGCACAGUUCGAGAAGCUCAAGGCCGAUAACCCCUAUGGAUUCGAUAUUGUCGUCGAAGCCACCGGAAGUGUCAAGAUCCUCGAGGACUCGAUCAACUAUGUUCGACGAGGUGGCAAGCUCGUCGUCUAUGGCGUUUAUGCCAACAAGGACCGUGUCUCAUGGCCUCCUUCCAAGAUCUUCGGUGAUGAGAUCACCAUCCUUGGCUCCUUCAGCGAAACGUACAAAUUCCCUGCUGCCAUUGAUUAUCUUGACAAAGGAAAGGUCAAGGUUGCGGGCAUCGUCAACAAGACAUUCAAGCUCGAGCAGUGGAAGGAGUGUCUCGAGGCUAUGAAGAACAAGAGCGCCAUCAAGGCUGCCAUUGUUUUCGAUUAGAUUCGAGGUUAGAGACUGAACUUGGGAUUCCAAGUCGAGUGAUAGAAAACGUUGGCCCGAUGGGCGUCGAUUUGACAGCAUGCCACAUACUUUGUUGUACCUUGUAGAUAGCUGUUGAUACUUCAUGAUCAUAAGGGUCAAUCAAAUAUCACCGUCAGAACUCACCCGGAGCAUCAAGAGUAUUCCGAAAUGAGAC